GGUCUGGGAAAUCGGACUGAAGUAGAAGUAUUCUAUGCAAUAAUUAAGGAUUAUUUUACUGAAAAAAUUGUUGAAGAAAAUGAAAUUUCAUGGACAAUGGUAGAGGAAACUUGGGAUGACAUUAAUAAUGAACCUAAUAUAAUGGACAUCAACGGUGAGUACCAAAUUGAUUCGCCAAAGUGGACCGAUGACGAAUUGGAAUUUGACAGUGAUUAUGAGACCCAUGACCGGCUUGGAAACGGAACUGAAAAAGAUGAAUGUAAUUUAGUAAAACUAGAAGGAAGAGAAACACCGCUAGUACACAGACAGCAAGAUAAAAGCAAUAACUUAUCUAAGGACAAACUUAAGACAUUUA
Molecule: messenger RNA, 355 nt
Organism: Racocetra persica
Lineage: Eukaryota; Fungi; Glomeromycota; Glomeromycetes; Diversisporales; Gigasporaceae
Source: the annotation of a GenBank genome assembly